AUGGACCCAAGACAGGGGUAUUCCCUCAACAGAUACCAAGCCCGCCCAGCCCAGGGCUAUGAGCACAGCAGGCACAGGCACCAGCAGCCGGAGCGGGUACCUUAUCGUGACAGUUUCCAGCUCCAGCAAAUAGAGUUUCUCAAGGGGCAGCUCCCAGAAGUGCCCCUAUUUGGAAAGCAGCCACCGUCAUUGCUACCGUUCCCCCCUGGACUCCAGCCGAGGUUUCCAGGACCACCUGCCAGAGGCAGGCCCUUCCAGAUCCAAGGUGUCCACAGGGGCGUGCCUCUCAGAAGUCAGGUACUCCCAAGACGGUUCCAGCAUCCUUCCCCACGUGGCCACUUUCGGCCAUGGAGAGGUGUUGAUAGGCUCUCCUCACAUUUCCAGGGACUGACCAUCAGCCAGGAUCAGGAACGAAGGACCCUAGAGCUCUUGGAUGAGCUUGGGGACGGGAAGGCCACCACAGCGCGUGAUCUGGCCCGGAAGCUGCAAGCCCCGAAGAAGGACAUCAACCGAGUCCUAUACUCUCUGGCAGAGCAGGGUAAGCUGCACCAAGAGGCAGGAUCUCCCCCUUUGUGGAGAGCCACAGUCCCGGGUCAGGCUCAGAACCAGCCCAGCCCAGUAACAAGGGCAGACAGUCCAACCCCAGGAGCUCCAAGCCCAGACUCCAGUGUGGAAGCUGAAGACCGAAGCUCCCCGUUUGGCUUGGAAGAGCCUCCUGAGCCUCUCGACAUGGCUGAGAUCAAGGAAAAGAUCUGUGACUACCUGUUCAACGUGUCCAACUCCUCUGCCCUGAACUUGGCCAAGAACAUCGGCUUCACUAAGGCCCGGGAUGUGAACGCUGUGCUGAUUGACCUGGAAAGGCAGGGGGAUGUCUGCAGACAGGGCACCACCCCUCCCAUAUGGCAUUUGACUGACAAGAAGCGAGAGAGGAUACAGAUCAAGAGAAACAAGGACAGUGUUCCCGAGACCACUCAAGCUGCUGCUGUCCUGGAGACCAGGAAAACCGCAGAGGCCCCCACCUGCAAUUUACCGGCCUCAGACGCCUCCGACAGCACGGCCACCCCAGCAAAGGUGGAAAAUGGGCAGGAACCCACCGUCAAGUUAAAAAUCAAGCAAGAGGCCACAGCAGAGCCAAUAAAACUGAAACCACCUGUUCAUGACAACGGCCCCUCCAAAACAGGGUAUGUUGACUUUGAAAACGGCCAGUGGGCCACAGAUGACAUCCCCGAUGACUUGAAUAGUAUCCACGCUGCACCAGGUGAGUUCCGCGCCAUCAUGGAGAUGCCCUCCUUCUACAGUCAUGGCUUGCCACGGUGCUCGCCCUACAAGAAGCUGACAGAGUGCCAGCUGAAGAAUCCCAUCAGCGGCCUGUUAGAGUAUGCCCAGUUCGCUAGUCAGACCUGUGAGUUCAACAUGAUAGAGCAGAGCGGACCACCCCAUGAACCUCGAUUUAAAUUCCAAGUUGUCAUCAGUGGCCGAGAGUUUCCCCCAGCUGAAGCUGGCAGCAAGAAAGUGGCCAAGCAGGAUGCAGCCAUGAAAGCCAUGACAAUUCUGCUUGAGGAAGCUAAAGCCAAGGACAGUGGAAGAUCAGAAGACUCAUACCACUACUCCUCAGAGAAAGAAUCAGAGAAGACUGCAGAGUCCCAGACUACCGCCCCUUCAGCAGCACCCUUCCUUUCUGGGAAGAGCCCCGUCACUACAUUGCUCGAGUGUGUGCACAAGUUGGGGAGCUCCUGUGAAUUCCGUCUCCUGUCCAGAGAAGGCCCUGCCCAUGACCCCAAGUUCCAAUACUGUGUUGCGAUGGGAGCCCAUACCUUCCCCACUGCCAGUGCCCCAAGCAAGAAGGCAGCGAAGCACAUGGCUGCAGAGGAGGCCAUGAAGGCCCUGCAAGGGGAGGCGACCAGCUCGGCGUCUUCUGACGACCAGCCCGGAAGUACGAACACGGAAUCAUUCGAUACCUUGGAAUCAGUGAUGCCCAACAAGGUCAGGAGGAUCAGUGAGCUCGUCAGAUACCUGAACACCAACCCAGUGGGAGGCCUAUUGGAGUACGCCCGCUCCCACGGCUUUGCUGCUGAGUUCAAGUUGGUUGACCAGUCCGGACCUCCUCACGAGCCCAAGUUCGUUUACCAAGCCAAAGUUGGCGGUCGCUGGUUCCCAGCCGUCUGCGCGCACAGCAAGAAGCAAGGCAAGCAGGAAGCUGCAGAUGCGGCCCUCCGCGUUUUGAUUGGGGAGGACGAGAAGGCAGAGCGCAUGGGUUUCACAGAGGUAACCCCACUUCCUCUCACGGGCAGCACCUUCCACGACCAGAUAGCCAUGCUGAGCCACCGGUGCUUCAAUGCCCUCACCAAUAGUUUCCAGCCCUCCUUACUCGGCCGCAAGAUCCUGGCUGCCAUCAUCAUGAAGAAAGACUCUGACGACCUAGGUGUUGUGGUCAGCCUGGGGACAGGGAAUCGCUGUGUGAAAGGAGAUUCUCUGAGCCUGAAGGGAGAAACUGUCAAUGACUGUCAUGCAGAGAUCAUCUCCCGGAGAGGCUUCAUCAGGUUUCUCUACAGCGAGUUAAUGAAAUACAACCCCCAGACGGCAAAGGAUAGUAUAUUUGAACCUGCUAAAGGAGGAGAAAAGCUUCAAAUAAAAAAGAGCGUGUCGUUCCAUCUCUAUAUCAGCACGGCCCCAUGUGGGGAUGGGGCCCUCUUUGACAAGUCCUGCAGCGACCGAGCUGUGGAGAGCACAGACUCCCGCCACUACCCUGUCUUCGAGAAUCCCAAACAAGGCAAGCUCCGCACCAAGGUAGAGAACGGGGAAGGCACGAUCCCAGUGGAGUCCAGUGACAUUGUGCCCACGUGGGACGGCAUUCGUCUGGGAGAGAGACUCCGCACCAUGUCCUGCAGUGACAAAAUCCUGCGCUGGAAUGUGCUGGGCCUGCAGGGGGCACUGUUGACCCACUUCCUGCAGCCUGUGUAUCUCAAAUCCGUCACUCUGGGUUACCUGUUCAGCCAGGGGCACCUGACCCGUGCCAUUUGCUGCCGUGUGACAAGAGAUGGAAGUGCGUUUGAGGACGGACUCCGACAUCCCUUUAUUGUCAACCACCCCAAGGUUGGCCGAGUCAGCGUAUACGAUUCCAAAAGGCAGUCUGGGAAGACCAAGGAGACAAGUGUCAACUGGUGUUUGGCUGAUGGCUACGACCUAGAAAUCCUGGACGGGACCAGAGGCACCGUGGAUGGGCCACGGAACGAAUUGUCCCGGGUCUCCAAAAAGAACAUUUUCCUUCUAUUUAAGAAGCUCUGCUCCUUCCGAUACCGCAGAGAUCUACUUAGACUCUCCUAUGGUGAGGCCAAGAAAGCUGCCCGUGACUACGAGAUAGCCAAGAACUACUUCAAAAAAUGUCUGAAGGACAUGGGCUACGGGAACUGGAUAAGCAAGCCCCAGGAGGAGAAGAAUUUUUACCUCUGCCCAGUGUAG
Molecule: messenger RNA, 3459 nt
Organism: Rangifer tarandus platyrhynchus (Svalbard reindeer)
Lineage: Eukaryota; Metazoa; Chordata; Mammalia; Artiodactyla; Cervidae
Source: the annotation of a GenBank genome assembly